AUGACAAGCUCUACCACCACUCCCAAAACCAUAAUCACCCCGCCACUCCCAAAGCCCUACUCCUCCUUCCAGUUGCCCUCAAAAUUCUGCAACCGUGUCACCACCCCUUCUUCCACCUCCUGCACCCUCAUCCGAGACUCGACGAGUGUUUGCAUGGCGGGCUUGCCCCGACCCGAUUCAUUUGGACGGUUUGGGAAGUAUGGCGGGAAGUACGUCCCAGAAACGCUAAUGCACGCGCUGACAGAACUAGAGACUGCGUUUUACGCUCUAGCUCAUGACGGAGAAUUUGAGAAAGAGUUGAAUGGGAUUUUGAGAGACUAUGUUGGUAGGGAGACUCCUCUCUAUUUUGCAGAGAGGCUGACUGAACACUACAGACGUCCAAAUGGUGAAGGCCCUCACAUUUACCUAAAGAGGGAAGAUCUUAACCAUACCGGGGCACACAAGAUCAACAAUGCUGUUGGCCAAGCUUUGCUCGCUAAGCGGUUGGGCAAGAAACGCAUUAUUGCUGAAACUGGGGCAGGUCAACAUGGAGUUGCCACUGCAACUAUUUGUGCUCGGUUUGGGUUGCAAUGCAUUAUUUACAUGGGUGCCCAAGAUAUGGAAAGGCAAGCCCCCAACGUUUUCCGAAUGCGGCUUCUUGGCGCUAAAGUAAAGGCUGUUCAUUCUGGAACAGCAACACUAAAGGAUGCUACUUCAGAAGCUAUAAGGGACUGGGUAACUAAUGUCGAGACAACUCAUUAUAUUUUGGGAUCUGUUGCUGGCCCUCAUCCAUACCCUAUGAUGGUUCGCGAUUUCCACAAGGUGAUCGGUAAAGAAACAAGAAAACAGGCACUCGAAAAAUGGGGUGGAAAGCCAGAUGUGCUAGUUGCUUGUGUAGGUGGAGGAUCAAAUGCUAUGGGACUCUUCCAUGAGUUCGUUGAAGACAAAGAUAUUCGAUUGAUAGGAGUAGAAGCUGCAGGGUUUGGAUUGGAUAGUGGCAAGCAUGCUGCAACUUUGACAAAAGGUGAUGUUGGGGUUCUGCACGGAGCUAUGAGCUACUUGUUACAGGAUGAAGAUGGCCAAAUUAUUGAGCCUCAUUCUAUAAGUGCAGGCUUAGAUUAUCCUGGGGUUGGACCGGAGCACAGUUUUCUGAAAGACUUGGGGCGUGCUGAGUACUACAGCGUUACUGACGAUGAAGCAUUGGAAGCUAUUAAAAAAUUGUCACAACUUGAGGGAAUAAUUCCAGCUUUGGAGACCUCUCAUGCACUAGCCUACUUAGAAAAGUUGUGUCCUACUCUUCCUAAUGGGGCAAAGGUCGUCCUUAACUGCAGUGGCAGAGGGGAUAAGGAUGUUCAUACUGCCAUCAAGCACUUGCAGGUGUGA
Rosa chinensis is the source of this 1362-nucleotide messenger RNA. Its product is annotated as tryptophan synthase beta chain 1. Gene Ontology annotation, biological process: L-tryptophan biosynthetic process. The coding region runs from base 1 to 1362 and encodes 453 amino acids. Gene Ontology annotation, cellular component: cytoplasm; chloroplast stroma. Gene Ontology annotation, molecular function: tryptophan synthase activity. Lineage: Eukaryota; Viridiplantae; Streptophyta; Magnoliopsida; Rosales; Rosaceae. The transcript is spliced from 2 exons. The record is from RefSeq and is a predicted model, not a curated record.